This is a messenger RNA of Andrographis paniculata, 2445 nucleotides long. Its product is annotated as DEAD-box ATP-dependent RNA helicase 7-like. Gene Ontology annotation, molecular function: RNA binding; helicase activity; ATP binding. The transcript has 14 exons. Lineage: Eukaryota; Viridiplantae; Streptophyta; Magnoliopsida; Lamiales; Acanthaceae. The record is from RefSeq and is a predicted model, not a curated record. The coding region runs from base 128 to 2218 and encodes 696 amino acids.
CUUGUUCUUUCUCUUCGUUCCUCCUGACUGCUGCAAGGUUUCCGGCGGUGGCGUAGGAAAGCAGGGAAUACUGCAUUCAAGUUUAUAAAGGAAGGUGCGUACGUGCCUUCUGUGUUUUACGGUUGACAUGCCUUCAAUUCUGGUAGCGGAAUCUCAAUCCACGGACAAGAAGAAGAUGAAGAAAGCUGAAUUUGUGGAGGAGGAAACGACCAACUCCGUCGAGAAGAAGAUCAAGAAGGAGAAGAAGUCCAAAAAGGCUAAAUUAGCCGCGGAGCCGGAACACGACGAUUCUAACUCCGAUGGACAGCGGAAGAAGAAGAAAGAGAAGAAACGAAAGGCUUUGGAAAUUGACGGUAAUGAAGAUGAUAAGAGCGAGACCAGCUCCGAGAUGGGCGAGCCUUUGAAUCAUGUAGGGGAGAAGAAUAAGAAGGUGAAAUACGAAGCCGAGGAUGAUCAGAUGAAUAAAGAAGAGAAUCCGAAUGCAUUGUCGAAUUUUCGUAUUUCGGAGCCGUUGAGGAAGGCUUUGAAGGCGAAGGGGAUUGAAUCGCUCUUUCCCAUUCAGGCGAUGACGUUCGAUAUGAUUCUUGAUGGUUCGGAUUUGGUUGGAAGGGCACGCACAGGGCAGGGUAAAACGUUAGCCUUUGUGUUGCCCAUAUUGGAAUCACUGACGAAUGGGCCUGCAAAAGCAUCACGCAAGACUGGAUACGGAAGAGCCCCUAGUGUUCUUGUUCUUUUACCUACCAGGGAGUUGGCCACUCAGGUCUUUGCCGACUUUGAAGUCUAUGGGGCAGCAUUAGGGUUGAAUGCCUGUUGCCUAUAUGGAGGCGCCCCAUAUCCGCCACAGCAAAAUCAAUUGAAAAGAGGUGUUGAUAUUGUGAUUGGAACCCCUGGCCGCAUCAAGGAUCACAUCGAGCGGGGGAAUAUUGACUUUAGGGCACUACAAUUCAGAGUUCUUGAUGAGGCUGAUGAAAUGUUAAGGAUGGGUUUUGUUGAAGAUGUUGAACUCAUACUGGGUAAGGUUGCAGAUGCUACUAAAGUUCAGACACUUCUUUUUAGCGCCACACUUCCUCAAUGGGUUAAACAGAUAUCUUCUAAAUUUCUAAAGGCUGAUAAGAAAACAGCAGACCUUGUCGGUAAUGAGAAGAUGAAGGCGAGCACCAGUGUAAGACAUAUUGUUCUCCCUUGCUCUGCUUCUGCCAGAACCCAGCUCAUUCCCGACAUCAUUCGCUGCUAUAGCAGUGGAGGCCGCACUAUUAUUUUCACAGAAACAAAGGAUUCUGCUUCUACCCUUGCCGGAGUACUUCCUGGCGCACGAGCUUUGCAUGGAGACAUACAGCAGGCUACACGUGAGGUCACGCUAUCUGGAUUCCGAUCUGGAAAAUUAACGACACUUGUGGCCACUAAUGUGGCUGCCAGAGGAUUGGAUAUUGAUGAUGUCCAGCUAAUUAUUCAGUGUGAGCCACCUCGUGAUGUAGAAGCAUAUAUUCACCGAUCUGGAAGAACUGGGAGAGCUGGAAAAACGGGAAUUGCAGUUAUGCUUUAUGAUCCGAGAAAAUCUAAUUUCUCUAAGAUAGAAAGAGAAUCCGGUGUUAAGUUUGAACAUAUAUCUGCUCCACAGCCGGCCGAUAUAGCUAAAGCUGCCGGUGCUGAAGCCGCAGAAAGAAUUAACGAGAUAUCGGACAGCGUCAUUCCGGUGUUCAAGGAUGCUGCUACCGACCUGCUGGCCUCAUCUGAUUUAUCUCCAGCCGACUUACUUGCCAAGGCAUUGGCCAAAGCUGCUGGCUAUACUGAGAUUAAAAGCCGAUCACUUCUCACUUCAAUGGAGAACUACGUUACUGUACUCCUUGAAUGCGGAAGGCCAAUUUACGCCCCGUCUUAUGCUUAUGGAGUUCUAAGGAGGUUUUUACCAGAAGACAAGGUUGAGUCGAUCAAAGGUCUAGCCUUGACAGCCGAUGGAAAGGGUGCUGUCUUCGACGUUUCUACCCAAGAUGUAGACGAUUUUCUUGCAGGCCAGGAAAAUGCCAGUGGUGUUACCUUAGAAGUGGUGAAAGCAUUGCCGCAACUUAAGGAAAGAGAACCUGUAAGAACAGGAAGAUUUGGAGGUGGCGGCUAUGGUGGGAGAGAUGGCCGGUUUUCUGGCGGUAGAGGAGGAGGAGGAGGAGGAUUCCGGCGAGGCUACGGUGGAGGCAGAGGACAAGGAAACAACCGUAAAUGGUGAAAAGUUUAUUUACUACAAAGACCAUAAUUAUUUAGCAAAUGCCCAUUGGAUUGGGGCAUAGAAAUUUUGGCCAGAGUUGAUAACCUUUUGAUUUUUUGUUGUUAUUGAUUAUUAAGUAAGCCGUUCCUAUUUGAAGUUGUAUUUGCAGACGAAAUUGAGACUUAUUAUUGGUUGUAUUCUUUCUAAUUCUAUGGAAAUCAUAUGAUACUCAUAUUAUUCCUUAAUAA